GCUUGAGUGAUUGUCUAUAAUUGCAGUAUGGUUGAUGAUGUUGUAUGCGUUGAAUGGUUGGAUAGAAACAAAGAGCACGUAGUGAUACUGGACGCAACCUAUGAUCUGAAAGGAAAACCCGACUAUAUAGAGUUUAAAGAAACCUAUUACGGGCAGUUCGAGACGCUGAUGAAGAUCAAGACGAGCUUUAGCGAAACAUAUGCAAAGGAGCACAUUCCAGGAGCCAUGCUUUUCAAUUGUGAUGUAGCCUAUUACCCUAGCCAGUAUGUUCGCUUCGAUCUCUACCCACCUAAGGAAUUUGAGAAAUAUGUGCGGUUACUGGGUAUAAACUCCGGAGAUCACAUUGUGAUUUAUUCAAGGGGUGCUUAUGGUGGAAUGAUUUGGGCUGCACGGGUAUGGUGGACAUUCAAGGUGUACGGUCACAACAAAGUCUCUGUUCUUGAUGGUGGACUCGAUGCCUGGAAGAAAGCUGGCAAAAAAGUGACAAGCGAUGUUGCAUUUAAACAAGCAUUGACAGGCGAUGCUGCACAUAUUCAACAUGGCAACUGGUCCGCUAAGCCAAUCGACAGUGAGCAAAUCAUUACUUUCGAGGAGCUGUACGAAAAAAGACCAGGAGAAAAGUCUCUUCUUGAAGACUUAGCGAAGAUCAACUACUUGGAUGCUCGACCAGCAGCGCAAUUUUCAGGAGGUACUUUAUUUCACCUACGAGGCGCUAAGAAUAUGCCAUUAGACGAAAUUGCCGACGAUGAUGGAUUAAAAUCUGCAGAAUCAAUUGAAGAGGCUCUGGAAAAAGUUGGGUACGACGACAGUUUACCAACAGUAACAGGAUGUGCUGGAGGCGUCCAAGCAUGUUUGCUUGCAUUGGCGGUAAGACACGCAGGGGUGCAAGCUCGAUUAUUCAAUGGCAGUCUUUGCGAGGUCAGUCAACGUGCACCACAACUGAUCAAUGGCAGAUAGAUAGUUUAGCACUUUUCUUCUCAUGUUUGUGGUUGACAUUGUUGAUAAUUAUUUAUUCAAUUUAUAUGGGGUAAAGGUGCAUGGAGUAGAUAUCUAACAUUCAAAGGAACAAUUUUUUCAAAUCCAGGUCUCAGUUGCAUGACAUCUGUCAGUUUUUUCUGUCAUGGGUUUGUUGAAGGAGAUAUUCGCUAGGUCUCCAGUGCUGCUGCACUUCAAUUGUCCUCUAUUCUAUCCAUCAUUCUCAAAAACGUGCUUGAGUGCGGCGUCUCUAAAAUCACCUAUAUAAAUAGUUACUGAUACUCAUAUAUUUUUUGUAAAUAAUCAGAGUUGAUGAUGCCACUAACAAGGGUAACGAUACUCGGUG
Cylicocyclus nassatus is the source of this 1321-nucleotide messenger RNA. NCBI's taxonomy places the organism in Eukaryota, Metazoa, Nematoda, Chromadorea, Rhabditida, Strongylidae. The record is from the annotation of a GenBank genome assembly.